Molecule: messenger RNA, 861 nt
Organism: Rotaria sp. Silwood2
Lineage: Eukaryota; Metazoa; Rotifera; Eurotatoria; Philodinida; Philodinidae
Source: the annotation of a GenBank genome assembly
AUGAUAUCAUCCAAUAGUUCAAAAUAUAAAAAUUUAAAUAAUAAAAUUGUAUUUGGAAGAUUAUUGGAAACGGCAUUAAAUUCAUUAUUGGUUGAUGAGGAAAAAUCAACAAUGGUUUCCAACUUCGUUGAUGAUCAUGCUAAAGACUUGUACAAAUACAAAUACGAAAACUAUCAACUGAUUCGAGAUGAUAAUGAUGAUGAAAAAGAAAAAAAAACAAAAGAUAAAAAGAAAUCUAAUGAAAAAUAUCAAGAUGAAAAAAUCAAUAAACUUGCCGCAUUAAUCAAUCUUGAUGAUUCGAAAGCAUAUAUUGAAAACAAUAUGCAGUUAAUAUCUCAAGAAACAAUUGAUUAUUUAAAGUCAUGGUCAACUGAUUUAGAAAGAGAUAAUGAUUUUAUUGGUAUGGAACGUGUUGCUCAUCAAACAAUGAUUAUCAUAUUCAUUCAUCGAUUAAUUCAUAAUACAAACUUGAAUCUAACUGAAUCGAUUCAAGAUUUUUUUUCAAAAGAACUUAAUGCACUUCGAGAUCUUAUUCGUGAUAAUGCAGAACAGAAAAACCAAGAUUUUAAUACACAAAAUGAAAAAAAAGAGCAACAAAAACGUUUAGGUGCAGGUGGUAUAUUAGAUCCAAUUGAAGUUAUCAAAUCAUUACCAAUGGUAUUACUGGAAUGUUUGAAAUCACGUGAUGUUGAACAAUUGCAAGAUGUUUUAUCAAAAAUGACUCAAGAAGAAGCUGAUCAACAUCUUGAUCGUUGUAUUAAGUCGGGUUUAUUAAUGGUAAAUACAAAAAAUGCAGAAGGUGAUGGUGAAGAAGAAACGAAAAAUUAUGAAGAAACUGGUACACAAGAUAUAGAAAAAUGA